UGUAUCUACAUAUGUAUUAAUGACAGAAAUGUGGCAUUCCACAAAUAAAAACCUCUGUAUGAGUAUGUUUAAUGGCUGAAAUAUUUUUGGAAUAUUUUGAUUUUAAGUUGCAUUUUUUUACAUAUUUAAUGUUACGGACACUACAAAAUCUGCCUUCAAAUUUUGAUUUGAAAUUUCCAUUGUUUUCAAUAGCAUAUUUCCUUAUAUUUUUUCAUGGUAAAAGCAAUUUUUUUAUUGUGCAAUAUUGCAUCAUCUUUUAACUAUUGGAAAAUACCAAUAAAACGGCUGAUGCAACAAUAUUUGUGAUGAAUUAUUGCAUCAUCCAAAACAACCGCCUUUCUAAGAAAUACAACAGUCCAGCUGUAAUGAUGGAAUCAGCUAAGAAAAUGGCUUAUUUUGGGUAAUAGUCGGUCAGAUUCCAGCAAGAAGUCCUUUCAAAUGGAAAACACUAAAGGUGUUGGUUCCAGUGAUGCUCUAGGUAUGUAUUAUCCUUAUCUAAACAUUCCAUGCUAUGUUACGUAGGGUCCGUAACCAAAACCAUAUGUCUGUACAUGAUGCCCUGAAUUAAUGCAAUUGUCCACAUGAAAUGCACAUGUUGUGAUGCUUAUUUGUUGAAAUUGCCAUGCCCAACAUAUAACAAACUAAAAUGGUCUUAACAGGUUGUUUAAUGGAAAUCCUAUGACAGUAUGACACACAAUUUCAUUUUGUGUAGCCUAUUACGGAGCCGAGAUGAAAUAUUUUUACAUAAAGAUUGGCGUGUAUGCCAAUGAAUACAAUCAGUGUUAUAAUAUACAGAUCACAGACACAGUGGAUACUUGUUAAAUGUACAGAAUUGAAGCUUAAGUAAUAUUUGAUUUGUACUUGUACUCAGGUUACAGACUCUACAAAAUACGGCCACUUGUUUCUAAGUCUACUAAGAGAGCCGAAAAUCAUCACUGCGAUCCCGGAAACUUGAAAAAAAUGCUGAAAUGAAUGCUGAAAAGAAUGAAGACAUAGAAAAGAAGCAAAAGGAGAAAAACAGGCUGAAAGUCAAGGCAUGGAGAAUGCGUCAGAAAACAGAAAACUCCACAAAAUAUUCUGAAAUCUAAAAGAAAGACACAGAAAGAAAGAAGGAAGCUCGAAUGAAAGUGAAACUCAUGGCCAAUUCAGAUCCUGAAUUAAAAGCCUCCUUAAGAAAGAAAAAAGCUGAAGAAAUGAAAAGAUACAGACAGAGAAAAAAGAUGAAAACAACAUGUUCUUCUGAAGAUCCUGGUGUUAAAAAGAGUAAGAAACCGGCUCUGGAAGAAAAAAAGAAAAAAGCUGUGAAGCGAACACAAGCCUGGAGAAUGCGAAUUAAACUUAAGUCUCCUACAAUUCCAAUUGUUAACACAGUUGAUGAAAAUGACAGUCAUGGAGAAAGCAGACAGAACAAAAGUAACUUAUCCCGUGCAACAGUAUACAGACGAGCGCAAAUGGUGAAAGGCAUUCUGCCUAGGACACCAAAGAAGAAAGCCGCCAUUUUAAAGAAGCUUAUUGAGUCACCUUCAACAUCCAAAGUACUUUCUGACCAAGGAGUAACAAUGACACCAGCUUGUAAGAAGAAACUUGAAGUAGCAGAUGCUAUAAUGAAUUCCUUGAAAGAAAGUAUUUCCGAAGUAAACAUUGGUGUUCGAAAAGACAGAGAAAAGAAACAUGCAUAUGAUGUAAUACGUGAAUCAGUACUAAGGAAAUACAAAAAGAUCACAGUUAGUAAAUAUUUCAAUGUGUCUUACAAGACAAGGAAUAUGAGAAAUGAAUGGUGGAAAAAGAAACAGAGAAAAACAAGAUGUGAUGUGAUAAGUGAUCAUGUGAAACAAUCAGUGAAAGAGUUCUACCUGAGUGCUGAAAUUAGCAGAGGUGCCAUCCAAACGUGAUGUUGUUAGAAUCAAAACUCAGACUGUUAUGAAAGAAACACUACAGAAACAUGUGAUGACAAUGACACUAGAAGAAGCACACAAGUUAUACAAAACAAGAAACCCCAAUCAUAAAAUAGAACUUACAUCAUUCAGCAAACUAAAACCAGUUAAUGUAAAGAAAGUGUCCGAGACAAGCAGACGGUCAUGCCUGUGCCAGACUUGUUGUAAUGUAGCCCUGAAAGUAGAAGCACUUACAACAUUGAAACGAGUUGUAAAAGAGACUGACAUGACAGAAGACAUUAAGAUUGAUAAGAAGAGUCUGAGUGAUGCAACAUUCUGCAGCUAUGAACAAGAGCCAUCUUUAAAAUGUGUGUCAAGAAAUUGUGAAAAAUGUGGAGUACAAGGCCUUCAAAAGUAUUUGGCGACUAUGGAAGAAAAGAACAGAGAUGGGAUGGUGUCAUGGUAUCAAUGGGAAAGCAUUGAAAUAAAGAAAUAUGACAAAGUAAAGCGCUGCGUUUCUUGUGUGCCCAAAGAAGCUGAUUUCAAAGUGUUUUUGACAGCUUUAGAGAAAGACAUGAUGGUGUACCCAGAGCAUGCAUUUAGAGCAUCCUGGCAACAGAA
Molecule: messenger RNA, 2495 nt
Organism: Mya arenaria
Lineage: Eukaryota; Metazoa; Mollusca; Bivalvia; Myida; Myidae
Exons: 2
Coding region: 1122-1892 (256 amino acids)
Source: RefSeq, a predicted model, not a curated record